Messenger RNA from Sorex araneus (European shrew), 3069 nucleotides. RefSeq names its product interleukin 12 receptor subunit beta 2 (gene IL12RB2). Bases 37 to 2580 code for a protein of 847 amino acids. The transcript has 15 exons. The record is from RefSeq and is a predicted model, not a curated record. Gene Ontology annotation, molecular function: cytokine binding; cytokine receptor activity. Gene Ontology annotation, biological process: cytokine-mediated signaling pathway. Gene Ontology annotation, cellular component: membrane; external side of plasma membrane; signaling receptor complex. Lineage: Eukaryota; Metazoa; Chordata; Mammalia; Eulipotyphla; Soricidae.
GGAAAAUUCAGAGGUAUAUUCCAGAGUUGACUGUUCAUGGCCCGAAUGAUUCAAGGGUGUUCAUCGGUCCUUGUUCCUUUAACUGCACUGCUGUUGGUCAAAGCCAGUAUGGAUGUGUGCAAGAGAGGAGACGUGACUGUAAAGCCCUCCCUGGUCGUUCCCCUUGGAUCAGCUGUGAAUAUUUCUUGCUUUUUGAAGCCCCAUGAAGGCUGCUUCCGCUCCAGUUUAAUCCUCUACCAGUCUGGGCACAGAAUCAAAAUUCAGCGUGGGCACCCUCUCAGCUCUCAAGUCACGGGGCUUUCCCUGGGCACCACCUUGUUCGUCUGCAAUCUGAGCUGUGGAGGAAGAGAUGAGAAACGAGUCUGUGGGGCCGAGGUCUCGGUUGGUGUGAUGCCAGAACAGCCUCGAAACUUAUCUUGUAUGCAGAGUGGAGAACAGGGGACCGUGUCCUGUACAUGGCACCGAGGACGAAACACCCACCUGUUAAAUAAGUAUACUUUACAGUUAAAUGGACCAAGAAAUUUGACUUGGCAGAAGCAGUGUAAUAAUCCUAAUUGUGACCAUAUGGACCUUGGAACCAACCUGCCAGCCGAGUCUCCUGAAUCCAACUACACCGCCACGGUCGAUGUCACCAAUAACCUCGGAAAUGCUUCUUCCUUGCCACUCACGUUCACGUUCUUGGACAUAGUGAGGCCUCUUCCUCCGUGGGAUCUCCACUUCCAGUGUGUCAAUGACUCCGCUAGCAGGUGUGUCCUUCAGUGGCGUGACGAGGGGAUGGUGCUACAUAAUCGACUCAGAUAUCGGCCCCAUCACAGCAAGCCCUGGACUAUGAUCAAUGCUACAAAUGCCAAAGGAAGAUAUGAUUUGUUGGAUCUGAAGCCAUUUACAGAAUAUGAAUUUCAGAUUUCCUCGAAGCUACAUCUUUAUAAAGGCUUUUGGAGUAAUUGGAGUAAAUUAUUAAAAACACAAACUCCAGAAGAAGAACCUACUGGGAUGUUAGAUGUCUGGCAUAUGAAACAGAACAUUGACCACAAACGACAACAGAUUUCUCUUUUCUGGAAGAACCUGAACGUGGCCGAGGCCAGAGGCAAAAUCCUCCGCUAUGGGGUGACCUUGCAGGAAGAGUCAGGGGAGGAGGCCCCCCAAGAGAGCACCACGGAGCACUCCUCCUGGAGCACCAUCAUUCCCAGAACAGGGCACUGGGCGGUGACGGUGUCGGCCAAGAACUCCAAAGGCGCUUCCCCGCCCACCCGGAUUCCCCUCUCGGACCUGUGCACAGCUGAGCAGCUGGCGCCUCGCUGGGUCACGGCCCAUUCGGAGGGCACCGGCACCGUUGUGGUGACGUGGGCAGCUCCAGGCAGCGCGGCCUCUGCCGUGCAAGAAUACGUGGUGGAGUGGCGGGAGGCCCGUUCCGUGGACCGUAGGCUGGUCCCGCUGGACUGGCUGCGGAGUGUCCCCUCCAAGACGUCCGCCAGGAUUUCAGAGAGCCUCAAGCCCUACGUCUGUUACGAGUUCCGCGUGCACGCACUGGCCGGGUACCAGGGAGGAUGCAGCUCCAGCCGGGCUGACGCCAAGCACAAAGCACCUCGGCGGGGGCCCCACAUUCGUUCCGUCACAGAGGAAAAGGCAAAGGGCCGAGUUUUCAUCUCAUGGGAUGGAAUUCCAGCCGGAGAGCAAAUGGGCUGCAUCCUUCAGUACAGGAUAUACUGGCAGGCGCAAAACUCCAAGUCCCAGCCUCAUUUCCGGGAAAUUCCCUACCGGGACUCCCCCAGUUCACACCCCAUAGACAGCCUGCAGCCCCAAGUGACAUACCUCCUGUGGAUGACCGCCCUGACAGCUGCCGGCGAAAGUCCCCAAGGAAAUCAAAUAGAAUUUCGACUGCAAGGUAAAGCCAGAUGGAGUGUGUUGGUGGGACCGGGCGUCUGCACGGCUGUCCUCAUGGUGGGCAUUUUCUCAGUACGGUACUUCCGGCAAAAGGCGUUUGUUCUCCUUAAGGCCCUCAGACCGCAGUGGUGUCGCAGAGAAAUUCCAGACCCCGCAAAUAGCACUUGGGCGAAGACACACCCCACGGUGGAGGAAACGACGCUGCUGCACACGGCGGGCCUCCCUCUCGAGGAACCUGAGCCUCUGGUGGUCAGUGAAGUGCUCUGCCGCGCAACCUCGGCCGUCAGGCGUCCCCACCGCCCCGACGUGCCAGGGAAAGGACGGGAAAUCCCACGUCCCUGUACCUCAGAAGACAGAGCGGACGGCACCUCCAGCCCAUCGCCCUUCAGUGCUCUCCCGGCCGACGCAGGGGAGCUGGUAGAUCUCUACAAGGUGCUGGGGUGCAGGGUCCCGGUCCCGAAGCCAGGAAACCCCCCCAGCCCCUUCACCGUCCUGCCUGAGGGCUACCUUCCCACCCAGGAGGGCUACUUACCCUCCCCCCCGGCGCCCACACCCGACGGGCUGGAAGAACAGGUGCCUCAGCAAAUCUUUCUCUCGGUUUUCCCCUCGAGUUCUCUUCAGCCGCUCCCCAUCUCCUACGGCGAGAAGCUGACGCUGGACCAGCUGAGGAUGGGGCGCGACUCCCUCGUGCUCUGAGGGGCAAAGAGGGACGCUUGGGAAGCCACCGUGCCCCCGGCCGGCAUGGCCACCUCCUACCAAUAAGGCUUGUGCGCAAGGAUACUUGCCUCAGGAUGCUCCUCAUCAAGGGUACUUGAUGCUACGAUCAGGGCUGGUCACUCACAGCCAGGACGCUGACCAUCACCCAGAUUCCUCCUGUUGAUUCUUGCAGAGCCUUCAUGGGCCAGAGAUGGUCUGAGGGGGUAAGGUGCUUGCCUUGCAUGUAGCAAGCCCUCGUCCCCUAGAGCACUGCCAAGAGCGACCCCUGAGCACAGAACGAGGAGUCUUUGUUCUAACCUCCAGCCCACGAAGGUUACAACCCACAGGUAGGACUAAACUCUUGAGUUCCUGCCACUUUCCUGACUGUACUGGCCACAAAGAGAAAAGUAGACUGGAAACUCAACCUUACCAACGCUGGCAAGGGGCCCGGGAACGUUUAUCAAUUACUUACUGCGUAUCAGGUCUGGG